AUGUGGCUUUGGGGAGCCGACCACAUGCUUGAUGACCCUGAUCUGGUCAGCGGAAACAAUCCCAUGGUGCAGACCUCCAUCUAUGUUGCUCGUGGCUUUUUGAUUGAAAGCACGAAACCCACUUGGCUUUACGGCACUGCGUCGGAGCACGCCGUGUUCUACCAGUACAACUUCCACAGGGCAGCAAACAUAUACGCUGGCAUGUUGCAAACCGAAUCGCCCUACUUCCAACCGACUCCGCCACCACCAGCUCCUUUUGCUGCCGUCUGGUUCUCAACAUAUGCGCAGACGUGCAUCGAUAAGCAGUUAUGUCAAAAGGCGCUGAUGCUUCUCCAAAACAACCUCGCCAACGUCCGCUUCCAGAAUCUUGUCACCAUCGGGGCCAAGUAUAUGGCUGUUAUGGACGGCAAAGGCAUCCCGGCCAUCGAUAACCUCAACGUCGACACGCACCCCAGCUGGUCCCAAAUCAGCAUUCUCGACGUGGGUAGUAACGGCAAGACCAACUUUAAUGAAGCUAUUUGGAUCAACCCCGCGAUCUGGGAGAUGGAUCAACCCAAGUUCACUUGCUCUCCUCCUUGCAAUAUCCAGCUACCACCGUGGAAAGGUGCAACCAGUACGGUCAACUACCCGCUGAUCACUGUCAGCCAAGGAACCUGGACGAGUACCAUCACGCAGGCGCCAUUGACCGUCACCGAAUGGGUGUUUCAGCCAGUAACUAUAACCCAGGGUGGCGCGGCCAAGAACAAACGUGCAGACGCCGCCGUUACUAUAUGGCCCGUUCCAGCAACGACUCCUGUCUGGCCUGCUGUUGUCUACACCGGCAACGACGGAAGGGCAACAACCACAUCUCCCACUGAUGCCUUCCCCAAGCCUCCGGCAUCCAUCGAUCCCAACGCGCCUGCGCCCCCCUCCGGAAGCUGGCCCAAGCAACCUGUCCGGGCAUAUUUCGGCUACCCUGAAAACCCAUUGGUUGAUGAAUGUUCUUUCCUCGACUUCAACAAUCCAUGGUGUUACACUCAGCCAUGGUUUGGGAAUAUGACCAGGCCAGGAGUUCCAGACAGUGGUGAUUAUUUCAAUGAGAACAGUGCGGAACUGCGGACGACGUGCCCUCCCGACUCUUCUACAACAACAUCAACCACCGUCCAGCCCAAACCUACCCAAACCGUGAAGGAGCCGGUGCCCGAGCCCUCGCCCUAUGAGCAAGGCGACGCGCGGACCAACACCCUGAAAUGUUAUAACGGCGGAGAAGACACCGAGAGGGUGCGGAUGGUAGACGCCAUGAACAGAUUUUGUGACCUGGUCGAGCACUCGGACCUUGGGCCUGGGUUCUUUAGGUCCGAAAAAUGGGACUAUCCGUAUAACCGUGGCGUUGGUUUUGUUUCCAUCCACGUCGCGCUUGAGAUCAAGGCCAACUCCAAGUGUGGCUUCAAAUACGACAAAAACCUAUGCCUCCACUACCUGUCCGUGCCAACGGACAGCUGUGAUUGCCAUGGAGUCAAUGGCAAGCACGGAGGCAUAGUGAAGAACAAUUGCUAUAAAUGGACCAUUGACCCUAAUCGUCAUUUUUCAUGA
This is a messenger RNA of Sordaria macrospora k-hell, 1572 nucleotides long. RefSeq lists its product as uncharacterized. The record is from RefSeq and is a predicted model, not a curated record. NCBI's taxonomy places the organism in Eukaryota, Fungi, Ascomycota, Sordariomycetes, Sordariales, Sordariaceae.